UUUUUGGCCUACCUUAUUAGACAGUGGCUACAAAUAGAGGAGAAAAUUAGCCGCUGGUGUAGGCCAGCUGUGCCUGAAGACGACAGAGGCAUGUUGACCAGUAACUACAUCGUAUCCUGUCACAACCAUUUGAAGACGGUCUACUUCUCAAGAAGAAAGGUCAACCGUAUUGAUCAGUUAGUUUUCAUUUUGGCCAACGAUGUGAAGUUCUACUUCACCGAGGAAAGAGAAUGA
Gilbertella persicaria is the source of this 234-nucleotide messenger RNA. RefSeq lists its product as uncharacterized. The transcript has a single exon. The record is from RefSeq and is a predicted model, not a curated record. Lineage: Eukaryota; Fungi; Mucoromycota; Mucoromycetes; Mucorales; Choanephoraceae. The annotation marks the transcript as partial.